This is a messenger RNA of Octopus bimaculoides (California two-spot octopus), 1469 nucleotides long. RefSeq lists its product as uncharacterized. Gene Ontology annotation, molecular function: G protein-coupled receptor activity; protein binding. Lineage: Eukaryota; Metazoa; Mollusca; Cephalopoda; Octopoda; Octopodidae. Gene Ontology annotation, cellular component: plasma membrane. The record is from RefSeq and is a predicted model, not a curated record. Gene Ontology annotation, biological process: cell surface receptor signaling pathway; G protein-coupled receptor signaling pathway.
UCUCUGAAAUUGAUGAAAUAUCAACACGAUUGACCAUAUUUUUUCAUUAAUUUUUCAGUUCUCCAAGAACAAGUCUAUAUAUGGCAUCACCAAAGUGUCUGCCAUUUACUGGUAUCUGGCAAAAGCCAGACAUUUCUCAGUGUUACGAUAUGACUAUCACUCAACAACUAAAGAACAUCAUUAACGAAGGUAUCGAUAUAGGAAAUAUCGAGGAGAAAUCUAAAGAACUCGUGAAUAUUUCACAGAAAUCAGUGUAUUUCAAAGAAGAAGAUAUUAACUUCGCUGUAGACAUUCAGGAGAAAAUGGUGCCAUUGAUAUCGAAUGUGUCUACGAAUAUAGUAUUAAAUUAUAUACUUCUUGGUAUAAACAAUAUGAUAAAUGUACCAGAGACGGUUUUGGUUCAAGCAGAACACGCUAACAAAACUGUGAACAGAAUGCUGGACAUUAUAGAAGCAAUCACAGAAAAGAUUUCACUGGAAGAGCCGCAAGUGAGAACUUUAUAUUCUAAUCUUGGUAUUGGUGUUACCAAAGUGGAGAACGGCACUUUUGAUGGUGUAUUCUAUGGUAUCUUAGAUGGAAAUAAUGAAACAGAAGCAAAGAAUAUGAUAUAUAACUCCAUGCAGCCUCAGCAAGUAGAUACAACGGUGAACUUUAUUUCAUUACCAAAGAGCUUAUUGAAACAUUUGAAAGCUGAUGAACAAUCCUCCAUUUCAAGGAUUUCCUUUUCCUCCAUGCAUGAUAAGCUAUAUAGGGUAAUACGUAGUUCUAGUACCAAAGAAAUUGCUAAAAUUAACAGUUAUAUUAUUGCUGCAAAUAUUCCUAACAUUGAGAGCAUAACCAACCUUGAUGAACCAGUUGCCAUGUCAUUUAAUUUAAUAAUUCAGAAUGCCACCAACCCACGGUGUGUUUAUUGGGAUGAAUCACCUGGACAGGAACCCAAAUGGUCAUCAAAAGGCUGUGAUGUAUUCAGAUAUGUACCUGGAAAGAAAGUAGUUUGUUCUUGUAACCAUCUUACAAGUUUUGCCCUGCUAAUGGAUAUCUAUGAGACCAACAUAACUAAUCCGUUCUUGUCUAUGAUAUCUUACAUUGGCUGUGGAAUAUCGGCUGUCUUUCUCAUUCUUACAAUAUUAAUUCAUGUUUGUUUCAAAAAGCUAAGAAAAUUAAUGACUUCGAAGAUUUUGGUAAACUUGUGCAGUUCUUUAGCGGUCACUAAUCUUAUCUUUCUUGUUGGGACACAUCCUUAUGCAACUGACAUAACAGCAGUUUGUAAAGCAGUGGCUGUUGUGUUACACUACUUCCUUAUGACAUCUAUCAUGUGGACGACUAUUGAGGCACUUCAUGUUUUUCUAGCUGUGGUUGUUGUAUUCAAAGUGUUUGAGAAAUCUUUUAUGAGGAGGAGUUUAAUUUUGGCCUGGGGUAUGUAUAAUGUUUUUAUUUUCUGUAUUUAUGUAUAAUGUUUUUAUUAUAGA